AACCGCUCUGGGAGCAGCGGCUUACGGUGCAGACAUGGCCAAGUCCAAGAACCAUACCACGUACAACCAAUCCCGAAAAUGGCACAGAAAUGGAAUCAAGAAACCCCGAUCACAGAGAUAUGAAUCUCUUAAGGGGGUAGACCCCAAGUUCUUGAGAAAUAUGCGUUUUGCCAAGAAGCACAACAAGAAGGGCCUGAAAAAGAUGCAGGCAAACAACGCCAAGGCCAUGAGUGCACGUGCUAAGGCUGUCAAGGCCCUGGUAAAGCCUAAGGAGGUUAAGCCCAAGAUGCCAAAGGGUGCCAGCUGCAAACUUGAUCGCCUUGCCUUGCUUGCCCAUCCCAAGCAUGGGAAGCAUGCUCGUGCCCACAUGGCCAGGGAACGCAGGCUCUGUCGGCCAAAGGCCAAAGCCCAAGCCAAGACCCUGGCUACAACUCCAGCUCCAGUAUCAGCAUCAGCUCCGGCUCCCGCCCCCAAGGGUGCCCAGGUCCCUGCAAAGGCUCCUUAAUAAAAACCUCUGUGA
Molecule: messenger RNA, 520 nt
Organism: Sciurus carolinensis (gray squirrel)
Lineage: Eukaryota; Metazoa; Chordata; Mammalia; Rodentia; Sciuridae
Product: 60S ribosomal protein L29-like
Exons: 1
Coding region: 35-505 (156 amino acids)
Biological process (GO): cytoplasmic translation
Cellular component (GO): cytosolic large ribosomal subunit; ribosome
Molecular function (GO): structural constituent of ribosome
Source: RefSeq, a predicted model, not a curated record